UAUGAAACGUAGCAGUUGCGUGAUGUUUUGCAUCAUGAACGUGAGCUUUAGGUCUGAUUUUGGAGUGAUAUAUUCAGAAAAAUCACGUACUUAAAAUCAUUGUCUGUUGCGGUCCUUCAGUCUUUUCUGGUUGCUGGAUAAUUGUGUUAAAUUUGGAAUAAAAGCUUAGAAAGAAGUGUUUUUUAUUGGAUCCUUCUGGGUCAGUCAGAUCGCAAAAAAUCUUCAAAUAAAUGUAUGCAUAAUAACAACCAACAUUUAGAAGGCGCAGGCACUAGGCAACCACCCAUUGUAAUAACUUUUUUCUGUAAAAUUGUGGCAUUUAUCUCUCUCUUGGAAGAAAAAUGCAAGUUAUCAUUUAUCUAAAGAAUGCCCUUGGAGGCUGCUGGCAGUAUUUUAAUUUUGUAGACGCCGUAAGCACCCCUCUAGGAGUGAGUGGACAUGAUGGUGAAGUUUAAAUGACCUAAGAAAUUCAAACUAAGUGCCUGAAGGAAAGAUUGCCUUGAAUAUUUUCAUCUGUGGCUGUGUAUGUCAUCAGAGAGUGGUUUAGUACUGCAAAUCUUUAUAACAGGUAGAGUCUGGCUGCCUCAAACAUUCAGACAUGCAUCUAUCAUUUGCAAGUGAAGGACAAUCAUUUCUACCAGCAGAUCAGGUUUCAGCAAGAUGACUAAGUUAAUAGAAUGGCUUUUUGGUAUGGGCAUUUUCCUUGGUAUAUGGGGUGCCCUGAUAUCAAGGCAGAUAAAAGUGCACCUGCUUGAAGAGUGGAUGUCUGUCAUCGUCCCUCUACCUUUAAUUCUUGUAACAUUGUUUGGGGUUUAUUCAGUCAUAGUGGUGCUGUGGAGGGUAUAUACUUUUAAUAAUUGUGAUGAAGCUGCCAAAGAGCUACAGAAGGAAAUUCAACAGGCAAAAGCUGAUUUGAGGCAGAAAGGUAUCUCAUUCAUUGAUGACAAGUAAAUAUAUGGAGCAUAGCACAGCAACUCAAUUCACCCUGUGACCCUCUCACCACUCUGAAAAAAAAUCUGAACCCUUUCUGUAUGGACCAUGUGACACCCUGGUCGCUCUCACAAAUGUCAUGAAUCUUUCCUGUCCCAGCUGUGUUGUUGGAAAUAUAUUAUUUCACUCUGUGAAGACUGAGCCUCCAUAUAAACGAUAUAGUACUCCGACCAACUGGUGCCUCUUUUGGUACUGAAAUCCAUUUCCAGGGGACCUACUGGUAACCAUCAUGGAAGUCAGUAUGUUAAAGAAACACAUGAGCUAGUCACAUACCUAGAUACAUUUUUAUUUUUAAAGGCAUAAUUGUGAAAGUAAUUUAAUCAUUCACAAGAGCUCAAAAGUUUAACUGUGAAACAAAAAUGAAUGAGGUGAGCCAUUUAAUGUAUAAUAUGAAGGAGCAUCUUCUUUUUUGUAGGUCAAAUGCAAAAAUACAUUCCCUAGUGUGUUCUUUUGAAGUUUAAUGGCAUUAUAUUUGUUUCUCUUCUAUGGACUCAGUCCUGAUCUUGCUGCCACUGAGAAAUGGCUUAAUAGUGUCAUUGCAUUGCACCACCAGAGCAAAAUUUCACAUUGCCAAUGUUUAUGUUAUAGGUACCUUGUUGAUAAGUAGUUCUUAAUGUUUAUCCAUUAUUGGCCUUUGUGUCUUAUGCUUAGCCCAGCUGUAUGUGCAUUGCACUAGCAUACUGGCAAACUAUUAACAAUAGCUCCAUAGUGUCAGACUUUAUAUCAUCUUUUCCCAUAAAGUAAAAGAUUAUUCUUUGCAUUCAUAAAGCACUGAAAUGUCCUUUAAGAAUAUUGUCUUUUAAAAUAAAUGAAACAUCAUCAAAGUGGAGCUACCAUUACUGCACAGUCAUAUAAGUGAAAAAUGUGCCAUUAACUAAAGGGAAAGGUUACUGGACAUCAUAUAUUCAGGAGUAAUGAACAAAAAUAAAAGUGUUGUUGUUUAAUUGUGACAUUAUAUUCAGAUAUAGGUAAGUUAUUGAUUUCACAGUGAUUUCAAGAAAUGGUUCAGACAAGGAUCAAGAAUGUACAUAGAAAUAGGAGAACCAACUCAAACCGUACAACAACUAAAAUGUCUAGAUUUCCUUCUGUUGAGUGUGCAUGCCUGACUUUGGAUAUUCUUCAGUGAAGACACUGUGGAUUGAAGUACAAGUUUUUUACUCAUGCAUUCCAUUGUUACUUAAAAAUAUUUCAUUCCUCUAGUUUCUAGUCUAUACUCUAAAUAGCAUUAUAAAAUGUUCUGUACUUUAUUUUCUAAUUUCUUAAGUUUUCUUGGCCACUGUUGGUUUCCAUAUUUUUAAUUAAUAAUUUGGCUUUUUUUAUUACAUUACCCCAUUUAUGCCCAUAACCUUCUUUGGAAUACAACAAGCUUUUCUAUGACAAGAGAACAUUGUGAUUGAAAUAUUUGUAGAAGUGCUUUUCAGUUUCUACUUUUUGGAUCAUUUUUGAGGUGGGGUCAUCAGUGACAAAGUUGGCAAAUGAAACUGGAUUUAAGAAAACUUAUUUUGUAUUACAAGAGCAUAAAAUAUAUAAUAUACUUGGAAAAAGGUAUCUUACUGUACAUAUACAAUAAACUCCCAAUUAUCCACAUGCA
This is a messenger RNA of Zootermopsis nevadensis, 2581 nucleotides long. RefSeq names its product Dolichyl-phosphate mannosyltransferase subunit 3 (gene Dpm3). Gene Ontology annotation, biological process: GPI anchor biosynthetic process. Lineage: Eukaryota; Metazoa; Arthropoda; Insecta; Blattodea; Termopsidae. The record is from RefSeq and is a predicted model, not a curated record. Gene Ontology annotation, cellular component: endoplasmic reticulum membrane; dolichol-phosphate-mannose synthase complex.